UUCCUCUUGGUCAGCUGUUGAAUUCGCCGGAUUGUUACAUAUGUUCGCCGGCACUCAACAAUACAAAUAGGCGUAAUGUUUCGAAGAUAUUUAAUUAAUUUCAAACAAAAUGUGGAAUUUAUGCACAGAAAUCAACAGUUUAUACAACGGCAGUUGACGCCAUUGCGGUACGUCGCUGCAGCGCCUGAGGAGCAGACACAACUGGAACAGUCGCAUAUUGAGGAAGCGGUACGUUUGAAUCCACUGCUGUCCCGAGUACCUGAAGCGCAAUGGCAAAAGACACAUGAAACUUUCUUGAAUCACGGCUUAAAUACAAGCAACUUUUUGCGCAUUGCCGUUGGCAAUCCGGAUGUGCUCGCACGGCCAAAACAACGUAUAAUCGAUGCGUUUGAAAAUUGGCGGAGCUGUCAAUUCGGUGAGAAGUUGCUUUUCUUGCUGCUAACAAAAUAUCCAGAAUUAUUGAACGUAAGUGACGGUUUACGCUUACGCAAACAUAUAAGUUACUUGAAAACAUUUGCGGGCACAGAUAAGAACGUUUGGAAGUUGCUCAUGAACUGCCCCGAUCUUAUGGAACAGUCAGAACAUCGUAUAGAAGAAAAAGUAAGUUAUUUAAAAGAAGUAAUGCGCAUUGAAAUACCCGAAAUUAUUAAAUCAGAAGCAUUGUCGAAACCAUUGGAAGAGAUACGUUGUCGACAUGUUUUUCUGGAGCGGUUGGGUUUGUUUGUGCCACGACCGUUAAAAGCAAAUCCAGAUGAGCCUUCGAAAAACCCACGUUUAUACCAAAUAACCAACACAUCGGAGAAGACAUUCGCCACCAAGGUUUGUCAUGUCACGCUGAUAGAAUUCGAGGCAUUUAAAGAGUUAUACGAGCGUGAAUUGCAACGAGCAGAAGAUGACGCUGAAGAAGGUGAAGAUGAAGAAAGGGAGGGGAAAAGGGGAUACAAAAAGUGAAAUACAUUGUAUUGUUGAACAUA
Messenger RNA from Bactrocera tryoni, 974 nucleotides. RefSeq names its product transcription termination factor 4, mitochondrial. NCBI's taxonomy places the organism in Eukaryota, Metazoa, Arthropoda, Insecta, Diptera, Tephritidae. Gene Ontology annotation, cellular component: mitochondrion. The transcript is spliced from 2 exons. The coding region runs from base 76 to 951 and encodes 291 amino acids. Gene Ontology annotation, biological process: regulation of DNA-templated transcription; mitochondrial ribosome assembly. The record is from RefSeq and is a predicted model, not a curated record. Gene Ontology annotation, molecular function: double-stranded DNA binding.